UCAUACAGCACUCUGUGACGUCUAAUGAGGAGUAAGGCCCAUUAAAAGAGGUUUUAAUAGCAGUGAUGUCUGCAGAUGCUUUCACAUCCGCAGAGAGGCAGAGGUGGCAGCAACGCAGUAAGAGAUAACUGGAGAUUAGGUUUGGUGUCUUGCCCAAGAAGACUCCAACAGAUAUGUACACAUAACCCGCGACCUGCGACAGUUUAAGGCUGGAGUCUGUGAGAAUAAGACUGACCUGACGCUGCAUUCCUGCCACCGAGACUACACCUCAGUUAUCAGCUGCAGUAAAGUCUUUUAGCUUAAGCAUCACAUCGGGAACCCGCAGAAGAGAAGAGGAGAAAAAAUUAAACGACAGCAGGAAAACAAAUUAAGAAAAGGAGAAUGUUGAAGAGGUUGAGCAGAGGAUUGUGGAACUAUCACAGCAUUGCCCUGAUCCUCCUUACGCCAGUGCUGCUGCUUCCUCUUCCUCUUGUCAUUGGGACAAAGGAGGCAGAAUGUGCCUUUGUAUUGCUGCUAAUGGCGACGUACUGGAUGACAGAGGUGAUUCCUCUGUCCAUAACAGCCAUGCUCCCCGCCCUCCUCUUCCCCAUGUUUGGCAUCAUGAAGUCCUCGGACGUGGCAAAGGAGUACUUUAAAGACUUCCAUUUCUUGCUGGUGGGCGUCCUCUGCCUCGCCACGUCCAUCGAGCACUGGGGUCUCCAUCGCAGAAUCGCCUUGAAGCUCGUCACCAUGGUGGGAGUCAACCCUGCAUGGUUGAUGUUGGGUUUCAUGUCCGGCUGUGCGUUACUCUCCAUGUGGGUCCAAAACACUUCGGCUGUUACCAUGGUGAUGCCCAUCGUGGAGGCUGUUCUCCAGCAGAUCCUGAAGGCCAAAGAGGGGGCGUGUGUCGGCGAAGACAACCCUAACCUGCAGCUGGAUGAAACUGACGACCAAUACGAAAAGAUCAAAGAAAUUGUGAGUGACAAGAAGCAUCCAGAUGGUUCUGAAGAGAACUACACUUGUGUUCAGAUACAGACGGUGUCGCAGCCUGUUCCAGCUCAGGAUUCUGGGUGUCAGCCUGAAGCGCCCAGCAGGUGUAAACAGGACCUAAUGAUGUGUAAAGCCAUGUGCAUUGGUAUUGCCUACUCCUCCAACAUCGGGGGUAUCACCACGCUGCCCGGCACCUCACCCAACCUCAUUUUCUCUGAAUACCUCCACCAGAUUUACCCGGACUGCAAUGCCAUUAACUUCGGCAACUGGCUCAUGUUGUGCCUGCCCAUCAGUGUUAUCAUGCUGGUGCUGACAUGGAUAUGGCUAUACUGGCUCUUCAUUGGCUCAGACUUCAGCUUCCUGUGGCGUUGCAAAGGAGAGCAGUCUGAAAAAGAGAAAGCAGCCAAAAAAGUGAUAGAAGACGAGUACAGGUCGCUGGGACCCAUGAGUUCACAGGAGAUCGUCACUGGGGUGGUUUUCCUGGUGAUGGUGUUGUUGUGGUUGACCAGAUCUCCAGGUUUCAUGCCCGGCUGGGCUUCUCUCUUCCCUCAUCACAAAGGCUACAUCACUGAUGCCACCGUGGCUCUGCUGCUGGGCCUCCUAUUAUUUAUCAUACCUGCCUACGGACCCUCCAGAAAAUAUGAGCCCAUGAUCUCCUGGAAGGAGUUCCAAGCCGCCAUGCCGUGGAAAGUGGUGCUGCUGGUGGGUGGAGGCUUUGCACUCGCUGAAGGGGCAAAGGAGUCGGGCCUGUCUUUGUGGGUGGCCGAGUUGCUGACACCUCUGGGUGAUCUGCCAGUCUUGGCCACGAUCACAAUCGCCUGCAUCAUCGUCACCACAGUAACAGAGGUGGCCAGCAAUGCCGCCACCAUCACCAUCUUCCUCCCCAUCCUCUCUCCUCUGGCGGAGGCUAUCCACGUCAACCCGCUGUACGUCCUGAUCCCCACCACCCUGUGCACAUCCUUCUCCUUCCUGCUUCCAGUGUCCAACCCGCCCAACGCCGUCGUAUUCGCCUACGGACACAUCAGCAUCAUGGACAUGGUGAAGGCGGGGAUCGGCGUCAAUGUGAUCGGCGUACUCUCCGUCAUGUUGGCUGUGGCGACAUGGGGAGUUCCUUUAUUCUCUCUGCAUACAUACCCUGACUGGGCACCAAUCCUCCCCGGGUUCAACGCCACAACACCCUGAUGAUGGGCCCCCAGGCCUGGAUCUCACUGUGAGGCUCAGGUACCUCCAAGGGCCUCUUAAGGGGGCUCCAAGGAGGCUCUUAGAAGGAAUAGGUUAAUGUGUUUUUAUUCACUGAAUCCAGAGAGAAUGUAUUUAUUGUUCUUUAGUUGUUUUACUGACCCCCCUCUAUAGCGCAUUCACACAUUUAGGAACCCUUGUUGUAAGACUGGUUCUCCAGGUUGUAUAUAACUUCUAGGCUACUGUAUGUUUUGUCCUUUCUCUGUACAUGUUGCUGUUUCAAAACACUGUGAUUAAAGAAUAAGUCUGGUAUUAUUCUUCAGUUGUCUUGCUGUCAACACAUCCCAUAAGCAGACCCAAACCAACAAGGAACUGAUCCGACUAACAAGUAUUGUAUCUAAAACGUGAUACAUCUUCUUUCUCUGUGCCGUAGAGUUCCACCGUUGUCCAAAAACUAUUUGCAUCACAAUUAAAAUCACAAUUAUCCGUUAUUAUCAUGAACAUACACAGUUUAUUUUUACUGAAUUACCACAUACAAUGUCCUGUGGAAACCGGAAAACUCAUCAGAGCGCUAAAUGUGGAUUAAUCCGCCGCUGGAAAUAGGUCCCAAAAAUGCAGCCUGUUUGUUUGCUAAAAACUACAGUGAACAGCUGUUUUAGGAAAAUGGGAGGAUGAAAUGAAACCAAAUAAAGUAAACUGAUAACUCUUAAACAUGUUAGAUUUUAUAUUGAUAUGUAUAUUUAUUAUAGAAAAUCUUUUUAGUUAUUUUUGUUUCUUUGUGUUGAUACUGAUGUUGUAUCUUUGUUGUUGUUUCUAGAGCUGUAAAUUUGGAAAAAACGUCUUCAUAGUGUCUGCGAUGUAGUUCUGUUCACACCCGCACUCUUAGAGUAUUCUGCUGCAGUAUAACUGCUGGGGUGUUGUGUGAGUAGAAGCUGCAAAUCAAAAUCAAACAAGACUGAAAAUUUUGAAACUGGAAGAAACUGAGAAUAAAACGUCAGUAAUUAAAAACAUGAA
Messenger RNA from Micropterus salmoides (largemouth bass), 3162 nucleotides. RefSeq names its product solute carrier family 13 member 1 (gene slc13a1). Gene Ontology annotation, biological process: monoatomic anion transmembrane transport. Gene Ontology annotation, cellular component: membrane. The record is from RefSeq and is a predicted model, not a curated record. The coding region runs from base 382 to 2151 and encodes 589 amino acids. Lineage: Eukaryota; Metazoa; Chordata; Actinopteri; Centrarchiformes; Centrarchidae. The transcript is spliced from 16 exons. Gene Ontology annotation, molecular function: sodium:sulfate symporter activity.